AUGUCAACUGCGGCAAUUGUCGAUGCUCAAAAAAAUAUUGCUCGUUAUGGUUUAUCUAUUCUUCUCGUUUUUGGCAAUAUAGGCAACAUUCUUACCAUCAUUGUCUUAUCUAAAACUACAAAACAAAAGCCAAACUCAUGCUCAUUCUACCUACUCUCCGCAUGUAUUUCCAACUGGAUCGUCAUCAACACUGCUCUUGUCUCCAGCAUCGUCGGAGUCGAUCACAUCGAUCCACAAAAUACAUCGAAUGCCAUCUGCAAACUCAGAUGGGCUGGCACUCAUGCCCUUCUCAUGCUCUCCAGAAGCUUCAUGAUUGCAGGAUGCAUCGAUCGAUGGGCACUCUGCUCACAAAAUGCAACUAUCCGAAUGUUCAGUCGACCACGCAUCGCCAUCCGAGUCAUCAUCAUUCUCGUCAUCGUCUGGACUCUGAUUCCUAUUCAUCUAGCAGUCUAUUUCAGCAAUAAUACUGGUCGAUGUGUUGCACUUGCAGGCACUUAUGCGUUCUUCUAUGCCAUCUAUUCGUUGAUCGUCAUCGGUAUCAUGCCACUGUUUCUCAUGAUGUUCUUUAGCUAUCUGGCUUGGCACAACCUACAAGCGAUUCGAUCUCGAGUGACACCGACACAAGGUACAGUCAAUCCGGUGAGUCAACACGUACAAAUCCAUAAACGUGAUCGCGAUCUGAUGAAGAUGCUGAGUGGUGAAGUACUUGUGUAUUGUAUAACAACGAUUCCGUAUCCGAUCAACUUGAUAUACAGUGUGUCGACUGCUUCUAUAGCUUCAACGAAGAGUCCGAUUCGGUUGGCGAUAGAAUCGCUGGUCGGAUACAUUAUAACUCCAUUAUUGAACUUCAUGUACUGCUGCGUACAAUUCUACGUGUACGCAUUUGCAUCCACCAGAUUUCGGCAAGAAGUUCGCUGUCUGUUUUGUUCGACACCUGAGAAGAGUAAUCGUCUGGUGGGUGACACAGCACAAUCGGUACCUGGAACAACUAGACGACAACUGAAUGAAAACACUUAA
Molecule: messenger RNA, 1017 nt
Organism: Adineta ricciae
Lineage: Eukaryota; Metazoa; Rotifera; Eurotatoria; Adinetida; Adinetidae
Source: the annotation of a GenBank genome assembly